Molecule: messenger RNA, 921 nt
Organism: Wallemia ichthyophaga EXF-994
Lineage: Eukaryota; Fungi; Basidiomycota; Wallemiomycetes; Wallemiales; Wallemiaceae
Product: Peroxisomal multifunctional enzyme type 2
Exons: 4
Coding region: 1-921 (306 amino acids)
Cellular component (GO): peroxisome
Source: RefSeq, a predicted model, not a curated record
AUGGACAAAGCACUUGAUUUCAAAUUCGAGGACGAGAAAGUGAGCUGGAAUACGCGUGAUUUGCUAUUAUACGCACUCGGGGUGGGAUCCAAAGCCAGCGAAUUAAGUCUCGUCUACGAGAACGACGCAGCGUUUGCUGCACUCCCCACGUAUCCCGUUGUGCUUAAUUUCAAAGGUGACAGCAGCACCGUCGUUGAUUUCUUCGCUUAUGCCAGCAAGAUGUCCGGCAAUGUACCCGGUCUGCCUGAGAUGGAUCCAGGGCGGAUAUUGCACGGCUCUCAGUACUGCGAGAUGCUCAAGCCCCUGCCUCUCGACAGCCGCGACGACGGUGACGUAUUUGUGAUGAAGAAGCGCAUCGUCGGUGUCCACGAGAAUGCCAAAGGGAUUGUCGUCGAUACUGAAUCCACUCUCUGCAACGGCAGUAACGUGUACGCCAGGAUGUUUUCUUCCACAUUCAAUGUCGGUGCAAAGACAGGAACGCGUUUCUCGCGCGCUGUAGCUGGUCCUCCUGCCGCACCGCCCGUGCCAGCGCGCGACGCCGAUGUCGUCAUCACCGAGCAGACGUCCAAAGACCAGGCAGCGCUCUACCGACUCAGCGGUGAUUAUAACCCCCUUCACAUCGAUCCCGCUAUGGCAAAGAUGGCUGGUUUCAAAGCACCCAUUUUGCACGGUCUCGCAACUUAUGGUAUCGCAACUCGCGCCCUUAUCGUUGGUAUCGGCGGUGGGGAUCCCGGCGCUAUCGUCGCUGUUGGCGCUAGAUUCACUUCACCUGUCUCCCCAGGCGAUACUCUCUCCACGCGUAUCUGGGAUCUUGGUGAGGUGCUGGCGUUUGAAAUGAAGAACGACAGUCAGGCAGGAAAGGUUGUCUUGGGAAUGGGGUAUGCGAGGAAGAAGCGCGACAUACCCCAGUCUAAGCUUUGA